AAAAUUCGAAUUCAGUUUCCGAUCGAGCGUCGCCUCGGACGCUCGUAUCUACGACCAUCAUCUAGACAUUAACAUUUAUUUUGUUUAUUAUUAUUUUUAUACGGUGGCUGUGAUAAGUGACAGUUCAGUAACUCUCGAGUUUUAAUAGGUCGAAAGCGCACAGAAAUGUUUAUAGACGAGAAUGAGACGCCGGAAUCAUGGUGGGUAUCAGCAGUGCUGCGGACGAUCCGCGCGGUCGCGUUGGUCUUCGACAUCAUCACCUUCCCCAUACACCUCCUCAUCCAGCGACCGUGGAGGAAACGAGAGCUAUCGCGUCGAAUCAAGGCAAAAAUAAUAGAAACAACGUCAGACAGCAUAACCGUCAGAUCCGUGUCGGAGCCCUGCGACCUGCACCUCCGCCUCGUGAAGGACGGGGUGACGACCAUGGAGAGCAUGCUGCGCGCCGCCGCCGCGCGCUGGCAGGAGCGGCCCUGUCUCGGCACGCGCGCCGUGCUCAGCGAGGAGGACGAGCCGCAGCCUAAUGGCCGGGUCUUCAAGAAGUACAAAAUGGGCUCGUACUCGUGGCGCUCGUACAGCGACGUGAGCGCGGAGGCGCGCCAGUUCGGCGCCGGCCUGCGCGCGCUCGGCUGCGCGCCGCGCGAAAACGUCGUCAUGUUCGCCGAGACGCGCGCCGAGUGGAUGCUCGCCGCGCACGGCUGCUUCACGCAGAGCAUUCCCGUUGUGACAAUCUACGCGACUUUGGGCGACGAGGCCAUCGCUCACGGCAUCAACGAGACGGAGGUGUCCACUGUGAUCACGACGCACGAGCUGCUGCCCAAGUUCAAGAAGAUUCUGGCCAAAACGCCACGUGUGAACACUAUCAUCUUCAUGGAGGACCAGCUGAAGACUACGGAGCGGGACGGGUACAAGGAGGGCAUCAAUAUUGUCGGUUACAAGGAGGUGCUCGAAAUGGGAAAGACAUCCAAAAUAGAGGCGGUGACGCCGUCCGCGUCAGACACGGCCAUCAUCAUGUACACGUCGGGCUCCACGGGCGUGCCCAAGGGCGUGAUCCUGUCGCACCGCAACAUGGUGGCCACGCUCAAGGCCUUCGCCGACGCCAUGCCCAUCUACCAGGGAGACGUGCUCAUGGGCUUCCUGCCAUUAGCGCACGUCUUCGAGCUGUUGGCUGAGAGCCUCUGCAUCAUCGGAGGAGUACCAAUUGGGUAUUCAACUCCACUCACAAUGUUGGAUACAUCAAGUAAAAUUAUGAAAGGAACAAUGGGAGACGCUACAAUACUCAAACCCACUUGCAUUACAACAGUACCGCUCAUCAUGGACCGCAUCAGCAAGGGCAUCACGGACAAGGUGUCGCGCAGCGGGCCGCUGGCCGGCGCCUUCUUCAAGUGGGCGUACGCCUACAAGCAGGCGUGGCAGCGCCGCGGGUACGACACGCCCGUACUGGACCGCGUCGUGUUCCAGAAGGUGCGCAUGCUGCUGGGCGGUCGCGUGCGGCUCAUGAUCUCGGGCGGCGCCCCGCUGGCUCCCGACACGCACACGCAGGUGCGCCUGUGCCUGUGCUGCGACGUGGUGGCGGGCUACGGACUUACCGAGACCACCUCCUGCGCCACUGUUAUGGACCCGCUCGACAGGUCGACGGGUCGCGUGGGUGCGCCCACCACCGGCACAGACAUCAAGCUGGUCAAUUGGGAGGAAGGCAACUACCGCGUUGAAAACAAGCCCUACCCGCAGGGCGAGAUAGUGAUCGGCGGCGACUGCGUCGCGGAGGGCUACUACCGGAACGCACAGAAAACGCGUGAGGAGUUCCUGGACGCGGCCGGCCGGCGCUGGUUCCGCUCCGGAGACAUAGCAGAGCUGCAUCACGACGGCUGCAUCAAAAUUAUAGAUCGCAAGAAGGACCUGGUGAAGCUGCAGGCGGGCGAGUACGUGUCGCUGGGCAAGGUGGAGGCGGAGCUGAAGACGUGCCCCAUCGUGGAGAACAUCUGCGUGUACGGCGACAGCUCGAAGACGUACACGGUGGCGCUGCUGGUGCCCAACCCGCGCCACCUGGGCGAGCUGGCGGCGCGCGCCGGGCUGCCCGCGCUGCCCUUCGCGCAGCUGUGCCGCGCGCCCGCCGCCGAGCAGGCCGUGCUGCGCGAGCUGGCCGACCACGCGCGCAAGUGCGGCCUCGAGAAGUUCGAGGUGCCGGCCGCCGUCAAGCUGUGCGCCGAGGUGUGGUCGCCCGACAUGGGGCUCGUCACGGCCGCCUUCAAGAUCAAGCGGAAAGACAUCCAGGAGCGCUACAAGGAGGACAUCAAGCGCAUGUACGCGUCGUGAGCGCCCCCCGCGUACCUCUCGACGAACGAUCGUUUGCAUGAUUUAUUUUCGGUGAUUUUUUCGUAAGUUUUGUUUCGUCCGAGUCCUUCGAGAUUGGGAGGUGUCCUUGUAUGAUUAUUUGUAUAUCGAGCACAUCACAUGUAACUAGGAGAUUGUAUAGAGAAAUUAUUGUAUUGCCAAAUUCGUAUCGGAGAUUGUAGACUAGCAGAACUUAUUUCAAUCGUCGAUCGUUAUGAUUUAUAAAUUAGAAGCGAACCUACGCUUUCGAUUCGUUUAGUUUCUACGUGUUAAAUUUCGAUAAGUCUGUACAUAUUUAUUUAUGAUUAAUGAAAUUGUAGUUUGUAUAUUCGUGUAAAUUUUAUCGCGACGUCGCGACUGAUUAAUGAUAUUUGUUGCUUCUCGUCGAAAUCUAUAAAAAAAAUAUAUGAAUAGCAUAGAUAAUUAUAAAUUUUAUAGAUCUGAUGUCGAUUGGAUGUACACAAGUGAGACUAGAUUUUUAUGAGGCACACCGUUGCGCGGUUUGCGGAUCGUCUCCAUGCUACGGCUGGAUGGCCUUGCCAUGUGUUGGCGUCUGACCGCGCGACGCGUCUUGCUACGUCUCGUAUGUACAGUUAGUUACGGCAGCGUUCGCGCACAGAACAUGUCCACAGACAAUAGUUCCGUGACUCAUUUGUAUAAAUAAACUUUUGACCUUGUUAGGCUAAGUUAUCGUUUUAGUACUUAGGGGGAGGGGCAUACGCAACUGUUGUAAUAAUUCCGUAAUAAUGCUUUUAUUUAAUAUAAUUUCGUCUGUGGCGAAUCAUCAGCAUAAUCAACCAAGUGGUUUUAGUUUGUAAGCGAGGGAUCGCUUGUAGCUAUUUGUAUAAAUAUUACGAAGGGUCUAUGUUCGAAUUGUGUAAAAUUGUUGAUUAUUAUUAUUUUUCCGUGUAACUGUGGUUAGUAGGGACUGCGCGUUAUCUUUAAAAAAAUCUUUCUUAAAAUUAAUUAAUACUAAUCAUGUCUUGGAAAUCGCAGUCGUAACCGAUAUUGAGGAGCAUUUUGUUUAACGCUUGUCGCAUUUGCCAGGCAUUUAUACCUUAUAAUGAUAAUCCGUUAAAUAUACUGACUGUAUAAAAUAUUAUUAAUCAAAGGAUACUCUACUGCUGCCUUUAGACUUUCUUGUUUAAAGAUAGCAAUCGAGUCAAGUUUUACUGUAAACAAUAUUAUUGUAUUGAAGAUAUAAAUUUCAUUGAUAUAUUUCGCGUGGUAUAUCUAUGUGAGUUACCGUAAUCGGUAGCGUCAUAUUUUUCGAUGUAAUCGUUUUGAAUAAAUAAAAUUGGAUGUUUCAUAAUGUAAGUAGAAGUCAUUUGCUCAGUUCAUGUUUACGUUUGAAAUUCAUUAAAAUUUCAAUAACAUUUUUGUAUUAUUUAUUCAAUAAAUGUUUAUAAAAUCA
Molecule: messenger RNA, 3745 nt
Organism: Nymphalis io (European peacock)
Lineage: Eukaryota; Metazoa; Arthropoda; Insecta; Lepidoptera; Nymphalidae
Gene: Acsl
Product: long-chain-fatty-acid--CoA ligase 4
Exons: 13
Coding region: 166-2313 (715 amino acids)
Biological process (GO): long-chain fatty-acyl-CoA metabolic process; long-chain fatty acid metabolic process; neuron differentiation
Cellular component (GO): lipid droplet; plasma membrane; endoplasmic reticulum
Molecular function (GO): palmitoyl-CoA ligase activity
Source: RefSeq, a predicted model, not a curated record